Molecule: messenger RNA, 3507 nt
Organism: Diceros bicornis minor
Lineage: Eukaryota; Metazoa; Chordata; Mammalia; Perissodactyla; Rhinocerotidae
Gene: CKAP2
Product: cytoskeleton associated protein 2
Exons: 9
Coding region: 67-2127 (686 amino acids)
Biological process (GO): negative regulation of microtubule depolymerization
Cellular component (GO): microtubule cytoskeleton
Source: RefSeq, a predicted model, not a curated record
CGGCGGCCUCAGCUGGAGGGAGUCGGGGCGGCCGAGACGCAGACGCCUGCUGUGCGCCGAGCGGCGAUGAGCACCCCAGCCGUGCCCUGCGAUCUGCAGCUGCCCCCGAGUCAGAGGGUCCAGUCCGCGUUCAGAGAACAAAGAAGACAAAAACUCAAGGAGCAUCUGUUAAAAAGAAAAACUUUUUUUGCAUCCAAACAGGAAAAUCGGAUAUUAUUCAGUUAUAGAGACCAGAAGGUGAUGACAUCUGAGGGCCAGGUCCGAGAAGGGACAACAGCUCUGAAACUUAAAACAAAAAUGGCUGAUAAAGAAAAUGUCAGUGGACCCACAGGGAACAAAAAUAAUAUAACAAUGGAAAAAAAUUGUACUCCUUUAAAACCUUCUAAUGAAUUAACCAAUUCAACUAUAGCAACUGAUUCACAUAAUUUUGAGAGUAAUAAUCAAACUCUGCAGUUGUUACCAGUUAAAGAUGAUACCCAAAGUCAACAUAUGACAUUAAGCCAAGCAUUUCACUUCAAAAACAAUAGUAAAAAGAAACAAAUGACUACAGAAAAACCAAAGCAAGAUGCUAACAUGCCCAAGAAACAUGUGCUUGGAUCUUAUCGUGGCCAGAUUGUUCAGUCUAAGAUUAAUUCAUUUAGAAAACCUCUGCAAGCCAAAGAUGUGAGUUCUGCAACGACAAAGGAGCGUACAGCUACUGCCUCUGAAGCUGCUAAGCCGCAGCCUGUCGGCACCAGCAGUGUCCCAGUGAACAGUGGUAAAGCCUCAAAGCUGAUGACCACCACUAAGCUUGUGAACACUGCAUCCCAGAGCACACAACUUGUGCGACCUCCUCUUAGAAGUCGCCAUGAUGAUACCCAGAACACCAUGAGACAAGGCAUCAGUAGAACCUCUGCCAAUGUUACCUUUCAGAAAGGGCCUCAUGAGAAAGAAUUAUUAAAACCAAAUACAGUUGUAUCCAGUGUCAAAACCAGUUCUUCUCAGGAUGUAAAAAGAAAUAAGACACUGCCAAGAAGCAUGACUUCUGAAAUGGUGGUCAGGCCUGCUUCAUCUUCCAAUAUGAAACCGAUAGAAAAGUCAAAAACCACUGACCAGCGCAGACAUACUAUAGCAAAAGCAGCUGUUGAUAGUAGAUCGACUCAGCCCAAAGAAACCGCAGAAGAGAGAAGAGCUCGUCUGAAUGAGUGGAAAGCUAGUAAAGGAAAAGUGCUGAAAAGGCCUCCCAGCUCAGUAGUUACCCAGCCUGAGCCCAGAGAACAAAGUGAAAGACCAGUUGGGUCCUUUUGGACUACCAUGGCAGAAGAAGAUGAGCAACGGUUAUUUACUGAGAAAGUAAACAAGACGUUUUCUGAAUGCCUAAACCUGAUUAAUGAGGGAUGCCCAAGAGAGGAAAUAUUGGUCACACUGAAUGACCUGAUUAAAAAUAUUCCAGAUGCCAAAAAACUUGUUAAAUAUUGGAUAUGCCUUGCACGUAUUGAACCGCUCACAAGUCCUAUUGAAAAUAUUAUCGCAAUCUAUGAGGAGGCCAUUCUGGCAGGAGCUCAGCCUAUGGAAGAGAUGCGACAUGCAAUUGCAGAUAUUCUAACAAUGAAGAGUCAAGAAAAAGUUAAAUUUGGAAAAAAUAUUGAAGAGGCUUGUGCAACCAAGGAACAAAUCCAAGAAGUCAACAUUGAUGAUAUAGAUGUUAAUCUAGAGUCAGGAAAACUGGAAAUGGAAAAUAGACAUCAUAGAAAUGUGGUGUUUCAAGAUUGUGAAAAAGAGCAAGGUGACAAAACAAAAGAUCCAACCAAUGAUGUUAAAACCCCCAAUACAGAAACGAGGGCGAGUUGCUUAAUUAAAUAUAAUGUGUCUGCUACGCCAUACUUGCAAAGUGUAAAAAAGAAGAUACAGUUUGAUGAAACAAAUUCCAUGUUUAAAGAGCUGAAGUUUCUAACACCAGUUAGACGUUCUCGACGUCUUCAAGAGAAGACUUCUAAAUUGCCGGAUAUGUUAAAGGACCAUUAUCCGUGUGUGUCUUCAUUGGAACAGUUAACAGAAUUGGGACGUGAAACUGAUGCUUUUGUAUGUCGCCCUAACGCAGCACUGUGCCGGAUGUACUCGGAGUCUGAAAUAACAGAAGAGAAAUAAAGCUACAAUAAGGAAUGGGGUUUUUGUUAUUCCUGCGGUAUUUCGUUUGUUUCUUGUGGCUUUGUAUGUCUCUUAGGUCAGGAGCUGGCCAAGUACCUAAGUAUUCAUGGCAGUGGGCUCUUACUAACAUUCACGUUAUAGCACGUGUUGCCUUCUGUGAGUCAGAAGGCUAAUCCUGCCUUGUCCAUCUCAACAAACUGAGUUUUUCUCUAAGAUACGUAAAUUUUGUCAACUAGUUUACCAUGUUUCUUAAAUAUAAACAAGUUUCAUCGUAAUAUUAGCUUAUUUACUCUACUUUUAGUAGUCCUAAAUUACAGAAAAAUUAUGUCAUUAAAUAUAAGUACAAUAAUGCUGCAUCAUCAGAAAAUGAGGGGUUCUAGAUAAAACUUAUAUUUUUGCAUGGCCAUGUUUUUAAAAUUUAUGAUAUACAUCCCUGGCUUUAAACAGAAUACUGACUUGUUUGCCUUUCCUUGAUUCUGGCUCAGUAUGAAAGUCAACAAUUGGAAUGCAUAGAGUAACUCCCUUUAAAUAUUGAAAGAGAGAAUUUAGCUUGCUUUUUCACCUAAUUCUUAUUACCCAGACUGCUGUGGUCUGUUGUGUCCCUUGGACUGCCUGUGGUUCUUCUCUGUCACUUUCCAUCUAUGCUGGUGAGUCUGCGUCUGUGGUUUCUUGGCCUCUUUCUUUUUGAUUGUAGCUAGGUCACUAAGGAGGAUAGUUAACUAAAUACCCCAUUUCUAAGAGAAGCUACUUUAUGGUAAGAAAAAAAAGGUGCCAAACUUAGUGGAUAUUCGAAACUUUAAAUCUGAGUUCCUUUCUUUAGUUCCUUUUGUAACUUGACUAAUCUAAAAUGUUAAAAUUUUAACUUCAUUGCUUCAUUUGAUAUAGUUUAUAGACUAUUAGAAUGGAGUUAUAGAAAGAAUAUAUAAUUAAUAAAUGUCAUUCUAGUUUAAGUAGUAUUUCUAAAAUAACUAACACUUAAAACUUCUUUCUUCCUUAUAAUAUAAAAACUUACUGUUAAAUCAUGUCCCCUGAAACAUGAUAGUUAUAUACAGUAAACAUUUCUCUUCUCCCCAGACAUAAAUACCACCAAUAAAAUUGUUGUAUAAGUCUCUGAACUAAUACUUAAAUGGCAUACAUCCUCUACCAGCUCUACAGUUGCAAAUAAGUAAUUGGUCAUUGUAAAGAAUUUUAGAUAGUUUUAAAACUGUGUAAUAUGAGUAUCGUUGAAAGUCACAUACUUAAUCUUGUGUAUAUUCAUUCAUUCCAUUUGUAUAAUAGCACCAAUCUUUGUUCUAUUUGUCGUCUCAUGUUCUAGAGAAUAGGAUUUUUCUUUUUUAAGCUGUGUACUUAAUAUGUAUACAAUAAAUUAAAAUAUCUGCA